Messenger RNA from Amblyraja radiata (thorny skate), 1302 nucleotides. RefSeq names its product cyclin dependent kinase 1 (gene cdk1). The coding region runs from base 148 to 1053 and encodes 301 amino acids. The record is from RefSeq and is a predicted model, not a curated record. Gene Ontology annotation, cellular component: nucleus. NCBI's taxonomy places the organism in Eukaryota, Metazoa, Chordata, Chondrichthyes, Rajiformes, Rajidae. The transcript is spliced from 8 exons. Gene Ontology annotation, molecular function: cyclin-dependent protein serine/threonine kinase activity; ATP binding. Gene Ontology annotation, biological process: protein phosphorylation; G2/M transition of mitotic cell cycle; mitotic G2 DNA damage checkpoint signaling.
UGAAUCGGCGGCGGUUGGAGAGCGCACGUCACGUUCAAACGGCGGCGGGAACGGCUGCAGCGCGCGGGCCUUGGUCGCAGUCGGUCGGUCGGUCGCUGCCUCUCUCGUCUCCUCUUCCAGUUAACAGACUGAACUGUGAACGCUAUUAUGGAUGAUUAUGUGAAGAUAGAGAAAAUCGGUGAAGGUACCUAUGGGGUUGUUUAUAAAGGCCGUCAUAAAGUUACCCAGCAAAUAGUGGCCAUGAAGAAAAUCAGAUUGGAGAGUGAAGAAGAAGGGGUACCCAGCACUGCAAUCAGAGAAAUUUCUCUUUUGAAAGAACUACAGCAUCCUAAUGUAGUGUGCCUUCAUGAUAUACUGAUGCAAGAUGCAAGGUUAUACCUUAUAUUUGAAUUCCUUUCAAUGGAUCUGAAGAAAUAUUUGGAUUCCUUGCCUUCUCGUCAGAUGAUGGACCCAAUGCUAGUGAAGAGUUAUCUAUAUCAGAUCACACAAGGGAUUGCCUUCUGUCAUUCAAGGCGGGUUUUACACAGAGAUUUGAAGCCUCAGAAUCUACUGAUUGAUAGUAAAGGAGUUAUUAAGUUGGCUGACUUUGGUCUGGCUCGUGCCUUUGGAGUCCCUGUCAGGAUUUAUACACAUGAAGUCGUGACAUUGUGGUACAGGGCUCCUGAAGUACUGCUGGGUUCUCCUCGUUACUCAACUCCCGUUGAUAUGUGGAGUAUCGGUACAAUAUUUGCUGAAAUGGCUACCAAGCGACCACUCUUUCAUGGAGACUCUGAGAUUGAUCAACUUUUCAGGAUUUUCAGGACACUGGGCACCCCAAACAAUGACACUUGGCCAGGUGUUGAAACUUUAUCAGAUUACAAGAAUACCUUCCCAAAGUGGAAAGCAGGAAGUUUAUCCCAAGUGAAGAAUAUAGAUCAGAAUGGCCUUGACCUGUUAGCGAAAAUGUUGAUUUAUGACCCUACCAAAAGAAUCUCUGCACGGGAAGCUUUGCGCAACCUAUAUUUUGAUGAUUUGGAUAAGUCCAGUCUCCCUGCCAAUAUUGUAAAGAAUUAAAUCCAGAUGAAAGAUGAUGGUCUCUGUUUGACAGCAAAGCCAUUGGCAAUCAGUAAAUGAGACUUUAUAUUUGGCUCCUUAAAAUCUGGUUACAACUAUACCUGUAUUGAAGUUCUGUAGAUUUGUCUGUCUUGUCCAUGUCUUUUUUCUUCCUGCUAUCGGUAGAUGCACAAUUGUUUUUGUACUUGUACUUGUAUAACUUGUAAAUAUAAAUAAAAGCAGAAUUUAGACCUUUUCUGGAAUGUAAAA